Linepithema humile (Argentine ant) is the source of this 812-nucleotide messenger RNA. RefSeq lists its product as uncharacterized. The record is from RefSeq and is a predicted model, not a curated record. NCBI's taxonomy places the organism in Eukaryota, Metazoa, Arthropoda, Insecta, Hymenoptera, Formicidae.
UCCUGAAUCUCCAAGCUUCCCUCGAUUCGAACUGAUAAGACCGGAAGUACACGUACUAAGCCAAUCAGGUGAUUCUUCGUAGCGAAAAUGAGUUUCAAUCCCAUGAAAUGGAAAACGAGAACCAUCAUGCACAGUAUUAUAGGCGUUAUACUUUUUUACGUACUAUUUGUUUAUAAGAAGCAACACCAAGUGAUGUUUGAAGCCACCAUAAAUAACUCGAAUCCUAAACACAUAUGGGAAUUUGUAGCCGACUUUAGCAACAUGAAAAAAUUGAAUCCAACGAUAGAGGACUUUAAUGUGAUCGCGGAAAGUGGGAAUUACGAUCAUUGGCUAUAUUCUGUGCAAUACACGGAACAUUUAAGUCACCUACCGAUGAUCCGUAACAUAGCGCACGGGCAUUAUGCCGUCAAGCAAGAUAACAAUGGCUAUGUCAUCACUUCCACGCAUCGUACUUGCUUCUUCCUCAAUUUCAGUUGUUUGGUUUCUAUUUCGCAAUUCAGAUUUGAGUUGGAUGGUGUAAAGGAUACGAAGUGUAUGGAGACUGUGCAAUAUGAAUGCCCAAUUGUGUUUUCACCUCUGUGCUAUAGGGAAGUCAUGUAUCAGCGACAAGAAAUCAUGAAGAGACUCAAGUCGGAGUUCACCAUAGACCAUGAGUCGGAAAACUGAAAGAAUCAUUGCAGAAUACUAGACAUGCAGUUACUUAAGUUACAAAUUUUUUUUUUUUAUAAAGCAAUUAUACUAUUUCUUACUUUCUUUCCCUGAAAACGUUUUAAUAAUAAUUUUAAUAAAGUAUUCAUUUUCUUACUUAUUAA